AUGACAAAGCACUGGGGGGGACAGAGGCUGUUGGCACUAAACGCCCUCUCCUACCUGCGCUUUCCAAGCCUGGCUAAUCACCACGACCAUCAACUUGACUCGACCGACAAUGUGUACCAGUGGUCUUCUCAAAGUAACAUAGCGAGGAGAUCUCCAACCCAGCACUGGGAAUACAGUCAAGGCCAGGAGCCAGUUCAAAAGUCUCUUUGGCACGAGAAUCCUCUCCGACAGGAGAAGCCUGUCAAAGUCCGCUUCACAAAGGUCAGGGCGCCUAUGGAUAAAGUAAUGCCGCCCGAUGACCACCGCCGGCCUGCGCGGCCCUAUUUACCGACACAGCCUCAGCUCAAAGAUGGACAGUUCAAGGAAUCCGAAGCUACAGCCAGAGAGUCGUGGGACCGGGCGAAGAACGGAACUGUUGGCAGAAAAAAGAAUUAUCAACGCUACCCUAAACCACCGUACUCAUAUCUUGCAAUGAUUGCAAUGGUCAUCCAAAACUCCCCAGAAAAGAAAUUGACGCUAUCUGAGAUCCUGAAGGAGAUUGGAACUCUUUUUCCAUUUUUCAAAGGGAAUUACAAGGGCUGGCGGGACUCAGUUCGACACAACCUCUCCUCCUACGACUGCUUUGUGAAGGUGCUGAAGGACCCAGGGAAGCCCCAGGGCAAGGGCAACUUCUGGGCCGUGGAGGUGAGCCGCGUGCCCGUGGAGCUGCUCAAGAGGCAGAACACGGCCGUGUCCCGCCAGGACGAGACAGUCUUCGCCCAGGACCUGGCCCCUUACAUCCUGCAGGGCCACCCCUACAAGCCUGACGAGGAACCCCACCCAGCAGUGGUCACCACCCUGCCCCCCCUCCCCACCAGGCACCCUUCCCUCCCCCUGGAGGACCCAUACAGACCCAAGCUGGACUCUUCCUUCGCCAUCGACUCACUGCUCCACAGCCUGAGGCCCACCAGUGCAAGCGGGGAGCCCAGUCGGCCAAGAGACCCGUGGGGGAUGGAACCCCCUCGGCCCUCCCCUCCCUUGCAUCCCAGCUACUUUUCAUCCACCCGCAGCGCCUCCGCCAGCUCCGCCAGCCCGGCGUCCUCAUCCUCUGACGAGGACUGGCGCGGGGCAUUGCAGGGCGGGAAGCGCCCCCCCGAGGGAGAGACGGGCUCGGACGGCUACGAGGACUGCCGCGGCCCCCCGCACAAGGCCACCCGGCGAGGCUCCGCCGCUCCUUGGGAGCUCCCCACCUCGUACGCCAAGUACGCCCCGCCCAACGCCGUGGCUCCUCCCAGCAUGCGUUUCCACGCGGGGCCGCUGAUGCCGCUGGGGAGCCUGCCUCUCUACGGCUACGGAGGGGCACCUGUCGCACAAGGCCACUUUGUAGGCCACGCCUACUGGCCCAUCCUGCCCAGUGGGCAUGUCUCCCUCCAGGCCCCGCCUCUCAUUAUGGACCUGGACAGCAUGUUGCAGUCGGUUCCGCCCAAUAAGAGUGUGUUUGACUUGAUGGGUCCUCAGGGCCCCCACCAGCCCCCGGAUCAGUACGGUCUGCAGGGGGGCGGGCCACUAAGCCGCUACCCCCAGUACUGA
Hypomesus transpacificus is the source of this 1569-nucleotide messenger RNA. It is a transcript of the gene foxh1, whose product is annotated as forkhead box H1. The transcript has 3 exons. Gene Ontology annotation, biological process: regulation of DNA-templated transcription. The record is from RefSeq and is a predicted model, not a curated record. Gene Ontology annotation, molecular function: DNA-binding transcription factor activity; sequence-specific DNA binding. Lineage: Eukaryota; Metazoa; Chordata; Actinopteri; Osmeriformes; Osmeridae. Bases 1 to 1569 code for a protein of 522 amino acids.